AUCCAAUCCAUAGUAACACAUUUGCGCCAUUGUCUUUUCCUUCUUUCUUCUUCUUUAUUCCCAUUUCAUUCUUCUGUUCUGAACAACAAACUUCCUCUUCUCUCCUUCUCUAUUAUCUGUCUCUUCCCACAAAGGAAGAAACAAAUAAAACAGAGACAUUGAGAAGCAGAGAAUCUCUGCACAAACACAUCCAACUUUCCUCCUUAUUUUCCCUUCUCCUCCCACACUCUCAUCUUCCUGUUCACCCUUUUUCCCUCCUCAGUUAGCCCCGCCUCUUGUGCGCCUCAAAAUUUUCAAUUUUUCGCUUUCCCCAAAAGAUCAAUUCGGCUAAAUUGUUACCUCUGCCGAGACCCGCUUCACAGCUUGGACCAACUUUCGUGAUUUUUCCCGUUUGUUUGGAGCAUCUGGGUCGGUGAGGGGUAGCCGGGUAAUCAUGCCGCCGGCUGUGAUGGAUCCACCAUUGCCGGAAUCAUCGUCGGUGCUGUCUUUUUCCUCCGACAUCGUUUUUCAGGGAACGGAGCCUGAUAACCGGCGAUUCGGGAAUCUUAGAGGUCUACAGUGGCGUAUAAAUCUUGGGGUAUUGCCAUCUUCUUCCAUUGACGAUCUUCGUCGUGCCACUGCUAAUUCUAGAAGGAGGUAUGCCUGUUUGAGAGGGCGCCUUUUGGUUGAUCCUCAUGCUGUAAAGGAUGAAAGUAGUUUGCCUAAUCUUGUCAUGGAUAACCCGCUUUCACAAAAUCCAGACAGUACAUGGAGUCGCUUUUUUCGCAAUGCAGAAAUAGAGAGGAUGAUUGAUCAGGAUUUGUCACGUUUAUACCCAGAACAUGGCAACUAUUUCCAGACGCCAGGAUGCCUAGGCAUAUUGAGACGAAUUUUAUUACUAUGGUGUCACAGACACCCAGAGUGUGGUUACAGACAAGGAAUGCAUGAAUUACUUGCUCCGGUGCUUUAUGUACUCCAAUAUGAUGUGGAGUGUCUUUUAGAAGUUCGAAAGCUUUAUGAAGAUCACUUCACAGACAGAUUUGAUGACCUCCUUUGUCAAGAAAAUGAUCUUUCUUAUAACUUUGAUUUUAGAAAAUCUUCUGACUCGAAGGAGGAUGGAAUUGACUCCAAUGGAAAUGCAAUGAAAAUCAAGAGUCUCGAUGAGCUUGACCCCAAGAUACAGAACAUUGUGUUGCUAAGUGACGCUUAUGGGGCAGAAGGUGAACUAGGCAUUGUUUUAUCUGAGAAAUUCAUCGAACAUGAUGCUUAUUGUAUGUUUGAUGCUUUGAUGAAUGGGGCUCGUGGUUCAAUUUCAAUGAUCGAUUUCUUCUCCUAUUCCCCUUUGCCUGGGUCCCAUACUGGCUUGCCUCCUGUAAUUGAAGCUUCUGCUGCAUUGUAUCAUUUGUUGUCUCAUGUGGAUUCAUCUCUGCAUGCCCAUCUUGUUGAUCUCGGGGUUGAACCCCAGUACUUUGCUCUCCGCUGGUUGCGAGUUUUAUUUGGCCGAGAAUUUUCACUCAGCAACCUUCUAAUAAUCUGGGAUGAAAUAUUUUUAUCAGAUAAUAGUAAAGUGGAAAAACAUGUCGAGGACAAUGCAGACUCUGGUUUUAGGAUCUUCAAUUCGUCUCGUGGAGCAUUUAUCUCUGCUAUGGCAGUAGCAAUGAUGCUUCAUUUAAGAUCUUCACUUCUUGCUGCAGAAAAUCCUACAACCUGUCUUCAGAGAUUAUUAAACUUCCCUGAGAACACGGAUAUUGAAAAACUAAUAGAGAAGGCUAAAUCCUUGCAGGCUCUUGCAUUAAGUACUGAGAUUUCAUCGUCGAUGCCCUCAUUUGUCGAGUAUCAUAACCAGGUCAAACCAGUUAUUGCAAGAUCUCACACCCUUUCAUCUGAAUCAAUCUCUCCGAAAACUCCUGUGAAUUUGGUACCUGAGAGCUACUGGGAAAAAAAGUGGAGAGUUGUCCACGAGGCUGAAGAACUCAAACAAGAUGGGGUGGAAAAACAGGUUCCAUCUCGGAAGAAGGGAUGGACAGAAAAGGUGAAGUUCAGUUUGAGAAGAACAGAAUCUGACCCCUCUUCACCAAGGUCUAGGAGUGGUAAAAAGGAAUCCAAGUCACCAGUUAGGCGCAGUUUGUUAGAAGAUCUAUCUAAGGAACUUGGCUUUGAGGAAGAUACUGAAAAACUCAACAGUCAUGAUAAUCUGCCUGCAACAGUUGAAGAGGAGCAACGGGAAGACGGUUCGGCAUGCAACAGCUGUUGUUCUCCUGCAGAUAGAUGUCAAAGUCAAAACACAAGUAGUGUGGAAAACUCACCUGCUAUGUAUUGCUCAGCUAGCCCUCCUGACGAGGCCAAUGAUCUCAAAAAUGACUGUGAGAAGAGUAGUGUUGGAUCUAAUUUAUCCCUUGAUGGAAUUAGUGAUGCAUCACUUAGUAGUCCCUUUGAUUCACCUCUUCCAAUCUCUGAUCAUCCUCAGAACGUAUCAAACACAACAGGGAAAAAUAAUAACAUUUCUGCUGGAAAUUCAACCACGCAUUCCAAGGAGAGAAAAUUGAACAAAUUUCAGUGGCUAUGGAAGCUUGGACGGAAUAAUGGCGAGUUUACUUUAGAGAAAGGAAGCGAUGCUUCUGAGGCAAUAAAACCUGCCAACAGUUGUGAUGACCAAAGCAAUACAGUACCCUCUUCUACAGCCAAUACGCAUUGUAGUCCUCUUGGUUACAAAGGGGAAUCUACAGAACAGAAUAUGACGGACACUAUGAGGAACAUUGGGCAGUCAAUGCUUGAGCAUAUCCAGGUGAUAGAGAAAGCUUUCCAACAGUGGGGAGAGGGAGUAUCAUUGGAUAACAUGUCUGAAAACGUUGUGUUGGGUGAAGAGCGGGUUACUCCCAUGUCAGCUCUGAAGGAGCUACGCAAAAUCAGCAAUAUUUUGUCUGAGAUAUGAGCCGAAUCUUACAUUCACCUGUUCUGUGUGUGUUGUGUGUUGUGUGUGUGUAUAUAUUGUAAUUAUAAUUUUUUAGUGGCAAUUAUGUAAAUGAGAUUCUUCUGCUUCACCUCUAUAUAUACCUCACGAAUCCCAUAGAUUUGCAGUGAUGGACUUGUAAAUACCAAUAUUGCAGUUACCAUCAAAUAAAGUAAGGUGCUCCAUUCCUGUUUAUCA
Messenger RNA from Vigna radiata var. radiata (mung bean), 3127 nucleotides. RefSeq lists its product as uncharacterized. Gene Ontology annotation, molecular function: GTPase activator activity. The transcript has 5 exons. The record is from RefSeq and is a predicted model, not a curated record. Gene Ontology annotation, biological process: activation of GTPase activity. NCBI's taxonomy places the organism in Eukaryota, Viridiplantae, Streptophyta, Magnoliopsida, Fabales, Fabaceae. The coding region runs from base 434 to 2911 and encodes 825 amino acids.